AUUACAGAUCGUGCUGGAAUGUCUGAUUUGGUUGAGACAUAUAGAAACACAAUGAAAUCCAUAGAGGAUUCUGGAUUCAAAGCAGAAAAUCUAUACAGCUUAAUGGAAAUAAAAUUAAAAGAGCUAAAGGUGAAGGUUGACGACAUCUUUAAUAGCUUUGAAAAUGAACGAUUGUGUCCAAAUCUGAAAAAUGACACAAACUGUGGCGUUAUGGAGCAAGACGUUAUCGAGUGUAACACGUGCCAACGCCAGAGUUUACUGUGUGUUGGAGGCACAAAUACAAAUAAGUGUGACGAAAUGGUAGCUAAAUGUCCCAUGUGUGUGUGCUAUGAAGGAUCCUGCUACCAUAAGGAUACUAAGGAACCAUGCCAUGCGUGCCCAGGAUACUAUAAGUGCCUAAAUGAAGUUUUGCUCUGUAAAACUGAGCACAUAGAAAUUCAUGAAGGUGAAGACCUGGCUUUUAACUGCAACAUCCAGUUUCUUGCCAGCAUAGAGGAAGAAAUUGAAUAUGUUUUUGAUAAGAGAUUUGAAUUUCAGAUUCAUCUACUACAAACUGGCAGCGAGCCUAACUUUAGCAAACCUCAUGCUGCCAGGCAAGAUUUAGGACAUUAUACCUGCACCGUGAGGUCUAAAGAAUCAAAGUUUCCUUUUGCCAAGAAAGACUUUAUAGUAAAAGUUGUGGAAUCAGGAUCAAGCGCUAGGCAUUUGCACCACCCAAAAGUUGAGGAUGUUCCCACUGUUCCUGCUGGUGAUAUCGAACCAGAGGACAAGGACGAUAUAAUAAUUCUGGUUGCUGCUAUCGCUGCCACUGUAAUAUUUGUUAUCAUAAUUGUAAGUAUAUGUGCCGUAUAUAUUCAAAGAAACCGUGCGGCUAGAGCUCAAGAAAGGAAGUUUGAAAGUCAUGGGGAUCCUUAAUGAUAGUGACGGCAAAGCUGAUAUGUGAUUCCUAUAGACAGCAUUCUCAGAUCAUAUUUGAAGUACAUGAAGAAAUGAGAGUCUGUCACUGAAGUUAUUGUCUGCUUGCUACGUAAAGCGGGACCCUAGCAUUCAUUAUUUGUAACAAUAAAAUAUGAUGGUUGAUGGUAA
Molecule: messenger RNA, 1086 nt
Organism: Xenopus tropicalis (tropical clawed frog)
Lineage: Eukaryota; Metazoa; Chordata; Amphibia; Anura; Pipidae
Exons: 11
Coding region: 19-915 (298 amino acids)
Biological process (GO): fusion of sperm to egg plasma membrane involved in single fertilization; sperm-egg recognition
Cellular component (GO): membrane
Molecular function (GO): signaling receptor binding
Source: RefSeq, a predicted model, not a curated record